CUAAACUUCCUUGACAUUAGACUAGUUGUGUACUCGCUGCCAUAUAGCAACCUCUUGUUUCGUAUUUAUUUAUGUAAUGAACGCCGGAUAAUGUGAUAAUGAAGUGUUUUAUUUUAUUGUUAUUAAUAGCAAAGGAAUCAUUAUGUCAGCGCGGAUGUUAUUUAUCGAUACUCGACAAAUCAAAACUGGACACUUGCGUGGACGAAAGGGGCGGGAUCAGCACAGACUUCUCGGCGUGGGAGGUGGAGCAUGCCACAGUUUGUACCUACACCCACUGUAACACCUUGCAACAUAUCGAAUGUGCGGACGGCAGUUGGGUUUAUGUCGCCCAGAAUGGUGAUGGACUCGAAAUUGAGCCAUUAAUUUGUGACGAGGCAUCAGUACUCGCCAGGAAACAGAAACGCGUGAAGAAAUUUUGGUGGAGGAGGAGGAGGCCGGCCCCACCACCACCACCACCGCCUCCCGACUGCGGUAUGCCUGGUAAUGUGCGUGGUGCAUCGGUUAGCGUGACGUCAACGCAGCUUGGUGGAACCGCCACAUACACGUGCGGCAUUGGAUACGGUUACACACGUGGUGACCUCACACGCACGUGUCAGUCCUCGGCACAAUGGAGCGGAACAGAACCAGUUUGCGUUUAUAUGAAUUCGUGCAACAGCUUCCCUUGUAAGAAUGGCGGCACAUGCACGAACAUGCCCGAGAGUUAUAUGUGUUCUUGUCCUGAUAUCUGGAAAGGAACCAAUUGCGAGCUAGAAGCUUUCGUUUGCGCACGCAUCCCAUGCGUCAACUAUGUUCGAUGCGAGGAUGGUGAUUCAAUCUACACGUGCGUCUGCAAACUCGGCUGGAGUGGUCAAACCUGCAAUACACCAAUAGAUUGUGGUGAUCCUGGUUUAAUUGUCAAUGGUAUCGUGACGGCUCCGGAAACGAACCUUGGAAAUGUAGCUACAUAUUCAUGUAAUGAUGGUUACAAUGCGACGAUUGGAAACAAGGAGAGGAUAUGUAAGACUGAUGGCAAAUGGAGUGGUCAACCUCUUGUUUGCAAAUAUGCUAGCAGCUGUAGUAGUUCACCGUGCAUGAAUAAGGCAUCGUGUACAAAUCUAAUUGAAAACUUCGAAUGCACAUGUGUUCUUGGAUGGGCGGGAAAAACCUGCAAUGAAGAUAAACAACCGCCAAUUGCUUCGAAUUGUUCUAAUACUAUUCGGGUAAACGCGACAGAAAGGACAAAAUUAGUCUAUUGGACUGAACCAGAAUUCUUUGAUCCUAUGGGUUCAGAGUUACAUCUCGUCUCCAACUAUGAGACACCUAGCCACACUUUUCCUUGGGGCGAUUUCACGAUCCAUUACUCUGCCACCAAAGUAAAGAACGCAUUAAGAGCCGAGUGUGCAUUCAACAUCACAGUGAGACCAACACCAUGCGAUUUGCUGCCUGUUCCAAAGCACGGGACGAUUCUCUGCAAUGACUGGAGUUCAGAUUAUGGCCAGUUUUGCGUGUUAGCCUGCCAGAGAACGUUCGCACCAAGUCUUCCGGGAAGAUUGGGCACAUGGGUGAUCUGCGGAGAUGACGGAAAAUGGUCCUCUCAACCAUCUGAUUGCUCUUUGCGCUUGACAAAUGAGACUAAAAUGUUGCUGUAUCACCCUAACUAUGCUGAGUUUAUGUACGAGCGAUUCAAUGAUUAUCCACGAUUCAGGGACAUCUAUCUGAAUCAUAUGAUGAAACAUGAGGAUAUUUCACAAUUCUGCAAAAUAUAUCCUGGCUGCGAAGGAAAUUCAUCGGUACGGGUGUACAGUGACAGUUGAAUACACCAGUGUUUUUUCCGCCGUGCAAACACAGACAGUAAACCUGACGUCUUAUAUAACCGUCGUUAUAGUAUUCUUGUUGUUUUUAUGAUAAAAAUUAGGGAUGGAACAGGUUAACUGACUAAUCUACUGAAUGACAGUUAACCGGUUACGUUUUUUAGUAACGGUUAACCGGAAACUGUUUAAAUCAAGUGUGUUAUUAUUAUUCGAAAUUUUGACCAGUUUUUCGCUCUAUCUGAAUUCAUUUUGGUAUAAGUAUUUACGUCAUCAACGAUUCGACCAUGAACGUCUGAUGCAAGUUUUCAUUAACAAAGUGAAUUACUAAACUAAUUUUAUUACAAAACAGCACUUAAAAAGUUAUGAAAAUCAUUACUUGUAGUAUUUUAUUAAAUUGUUUUAUAGAAGCGCACUUUGUGACGUAAAAAAAUAAUUACCUGUUCUGAGAUUGUAUUACUAAUACAUAUGUCUUUUAUUAUAAUAUAAUGUUAAUGUAAUAUAUAUUUUGUUUGAUGCUUCUCGGAUGAUAAUGUUUAUACUAAGAACCAUAAAUACAACAUUACUAAGCGGUUUUUGUCCGAGAUUUACACACACAUUAUUUCCGUCAAUGUAUGCACAAUUGACAUAAAAAUCAUAAAAAGCCCUCCCGCAAACCACACAAUUAUAUUGCUUUUACCAGACUUCGUAGAUUCGAAAGAGAGAAAAAAAGUGUUUGCAGUAAGUUAAUGUCAAACAAAGAAUGAACAAAAGCA
Messenger RNA from Dreissena polymorpha, 2542 nucleotides. RefSeq names its product sushi, von Willebrand factor type A, EGF and pentraxin domain-containing protein 1-like. The coding region runs from base 99 to 1793 and encodes 564 amino acids. Gene Ontology annotation, biological process: establishment or maintenance of epithelial cell apical/basal polarity; heterophilic cell-cell adhesion. The record is from RefSeq and is a predicted model, not a curated record. Gene Ontology annotation, cellular component: plasma membrane; protein-containing complex. The transcript is spliced from 11 exons. Gene Ontology annotation, molecular function: calcium ion binding; G protein-coupled receptor activity. Lineage: Eukaryota; Metazoa; Mollusca; Bivalvia; Myida; Dreissenidae.